AUGGGCGAAGGCGCGCAGGCCUCAGGGAUUGCGGAGGGGGUCGAGAAAGAGCAGCAGCAGGAAGACGAAGAGCACCAUCAACGCCCGCAACAACGAGAAGAUGAACUUGAACAGGAGCAAGGAAAAGAGCCAAAGAAGAAGAGGAAGAGAAGAACCAUCGCAUGUCUCCAGUGCCGGAACCGGAAGGUCAAAUGCGACCUCGAGUUUCCUUCCUGUGGCCGCUGCGCAAAGGGACCGUGGCCGGAUGCCUGUGUCUAUGAGAACCCUGGGCCUGCAUGGAACAACCCCAGCUCUCUGUCUGCCUCACGGCCUCUCUCGAGCGAGCAGGCAAGGUCUCGCGCAGAUGCAGGUGUUCGUGAUGCUCGCGGCGACGCCGCGAGUCCGCGACUGAGUGAAGAGCAGAGGAUACGCGAGCUCGAGCGUGUGGUCCUCAGCUUUGCCCAAUCGCAGGCCUAUGCAAAGCAAGGGAUGCUGGGAAGAUUGCCGUCCAGGGCUGCGACUGGGGAUCUGGAGCUGCACCAACAUACUCCUUCGCCGCAUUCGACUCAGCAUUCUCGUGAUGAGGCCGGUUCGGGUUGUGUUGCUGCUUCUGCUUCUACUUCAACCGCUGCCAGGAUAGAUGCCCCCAAUAGGUCGCAUCUCGGAGGCAGAGGUAAUAGAACUCGCUUCUACGGAUCUAGUAAUGUAGCAAGCCUAAUAACCGAGUUUGGUGACCUCCACGCCUAUCUCAAAGACCUGAGGAGUGGGUUUCCUGCAUUGGCCAGGGUACAUCAUGAUCUGAAGGCACUCAAAGAUACCCGUUCUAAGGAGCCGCCCUCUGGGGAGCUGUCUCUUGAUGCGGUCUUUCUCAGCGGACUGCUCCCGGCACGGUCUGUGACCUACAAUCUGGUCCAGUACUACUUUGCCUUUUCAAGCAGCACAUACCAUGUCCUGCACAAACAGACGUUUUAUGACCGUCUGCAGGAUCUUUACCAGCAGCCUCAGCUUGUCUCGGCGUCGUUCGUCAUACAGUUACUCCUCGUCCUGUCCAUAGUAUGGAGUGUAGAUGCACCCGAGUCAGUAACCCCUUCAAGCAACAAGGAAGUCACCCACGGCAUGGCCAUGGAGUGGAUAUACUGGGGCGAUGCCUGGCUUUACCAUUCGGGAAUAAAGCGACCGAACAUGGCCCUCUUACAGACCCGUUGUCUUCUCGUCCUUGCAAAAGAGGCCAACUAUACACGCAAGAACCAGGCUUGGGCUGCUACGGGAACAACCGUAAAGCUGGCUAUGUCGGCAGGCUACCAUCGAGAACUGGGGCCUGACGCAAAAAUAUCCCAUUUCGACAGGGAGAUGCGACGGAGGAUUUGGUCGACAAUCGUGGAAUUGGACCUUAAUGCAUCCUUCGAUCGAGGGAUGCCGCCUACCAUUCAAGCUACAGAUUAUGACACCUCCCCUCCUAUAAACAUCAAUGAUGAAGACUUACUAGAGUCGGCUACCCACCAUCCAGAACCGAAACCCUGGCAGGUACUGACCGAUUCUUCCUUUCAAGUCACAUUAUCCAGAUCGGUUGACUUACGGUUGCGUAUUUGUGGCCUUGUUAACGCUCCUCGGGUUACUAUUUCUGCAUCCCAGUUGUCGGAAAUAGACGAUGAGAUAACUCGACACCUCUCAGAAGUCCCUCGAACCUGGGAAAGUUUUGAGUCUACAGAUUUACGACAGAGGCAGCGAGUGAUGCUCUGGAGGGCCUUAAUAGAGAUCCAGCUAAGACGCAGCCAGCUGUGCUUGCACUCAUGCUGUGCCUUGAGUGAUCUACAAGGGUCUGUCUUCAAUUAUUCUUGGAGAGCUAGACUCGAGGUUGCUAUGGAAAUGCUCUGCCAGCAGCAGCAACUGGUAGAGCACCUGGGUAGACUGGCAUGGCCUGCUCUUACAGACAUUACCUUUCAGGCAGCGCUGACCAUAUGUCACUACAUGUGCAGGUCUGAUCGUGGAUUCGCCUCAUACAUCAUCCAAGCGACUGUGCCGGCAAUAACAGAGUCACUUAUAACCUUGGUUGAAAAAACACUACCACACCUGGAGAGCAAGUUCCUCAUCCUGGAGAAGGGCAUGAGGGAGUACUGCUUUUUCUGCGUGAUUAUUUCGCUGGUGAAGUCGAAGCGUUGGCCCGAGUCGACUAUAUCGCAUCAAAGGCGGGCAGUUGAUCACAUUAGCCGCAUGUGUUAUAGCAUCUUAUCUCGGAGCACCAGCACUAGAAGCCAAGACGAUGAUUCCUCAAAAGUGCCAGAAGCAGCAGGAGAUAGCUCAGGGAACAUGGCUCCCAUGCCUAUACCACCUCCCCAUUUGCCCACCGACCAUAUAUACUCCAACUCUAGCGAGAUAGCAGAUUUCGGAACAUUUGGAGACUGGGAUUUUCUCUUUGGUGACUUCACAACGGAUCUUUCUGGGUUUGGAGUAAUAUGA
Molecule: messenger RNA, 2436 nt
Organism: Microsporum canis CBS 113480
Lineage: Eukaryota; Fungi; Ascomycota; Eurotiomycetes; Onygenales; Arthrodermataceae
Exons: 5
Coding region: 1-2436 (811 amino acids)
Biological process (GO): regulation of transcription by RNA polymerase II; DNA-templated transcription
Cellular component (GO): nucleus
Molecular function (GO): zinc ion binding; RNA polymerase II cis-regulatory region sequence-specific DNA binding; DNA-binding transcription activator activity, RNA polymerase II-specific
Source: RefSeq, a predicted model, not a curated record